Molecule: messenger RNA, 1408 nt
Organism: Olea europaea var. sylvestris
Lineage: Eukaryota; Viridiplantae; Streptophyta; Magnoliopsida; Lamiales; Oleaceae
Product: peroxisomal nicotinamide adenine dinucleotide carrier-like
Exons: 5
Coding region: 14-583 (189 amino acids)
Biological process (GO): nucleotide transport; transmembrane transport
Source: RefSeq, a predicted model, not a curated record
ACCCACGUUCUGCAUGUUCUCCUUUUGCUUUUCAUUUCAAUUUUAUUUCACUUGCAGCAGUCAAAAUCAGAGAAUUGUUUGUCUGUUUCCCCCAAAUGAUCCAUCUCUCCAACUGUUAAUCGUAGGAAAUCAUGUCAGACGCUUUGAUCAAUGGCCUCGCCGGUGCUGGUGGUGGAAUCAUCGCUCAGCUCAUUACCUAUCCUCUCCAAACUGUGAAUACGCGGCAACAAACGGAUCGAGAUCCGAAGAAGGAGAAGAUAAAUCUUGGGACUGUAGAACAAAUGUUUCAGGUUGUGAAGCAAGAAGGAUGGGGUCGGCUGUACGGCGGUUUAACUCCGUCCCUGGUCGGCACUGCUGCGUCUCAGGAACAAGGCUGAAGCUGCUGCCCUUGCACGUAAGAAGAAAGGGUUUGGUGAUGGAUCAGUUGGAAUGGUCUCAUCACUUGUGGUGGCUGCUCUAUCUGGGGGUAGCAUUAGAAGGAGGAGGCCCUAGAAUAGAUUUAAGGGAUGAAGUGGAUGCAGAUGAGGUUGCUGUAUGGGUGUCACUACGAGUUUUAUACGGCGUCCUAGUCACUAACUCGUAAUCCCAAACGAAAGAGUAGGCGUGGUCAAGAGUGGUGACGCCUCUAAGGGCAAGCUCACGUUUGAGAUCAUUCCUUUAGACCUUGCCUAAACCUAUUUAAGGUCAUGACCUCAACCUCAAUAACUUGACACCUCAUUCGAAACUCAUCAAACUGAGCAACGUACUCGGUCACAGGUCGAUUACCUUGCGUAAGUGCAUUCCAUUGAUCCAACAAGUUACCCCUGUAAGAUUGGGGUAAGUACUUAUCUUGAAGGCGACGCUUCAUUUUAUCCCAGCUCCCAGCAGUUGGAGCAUGACGUCUCUCCAGGAGAUCCUUAACACUUUUUCAAAAGAGUUGAGGAGUGCUAGUUAAUUUCAGACUGGAAAAUUGAACUCUCCGAUCUUCUGGGACUCCAUACCAAGCAAAGAAGCGAUUCAUAUCUCUAAUCCAUCGAUUGAAUAUACUAGGGUCUAGACAACCAUAAAAUGUGGGGGCAUCUAACUUAAUGUUUCGAAAGAAACGCUCCUCGCGGCGAGGGGAGACUGUGUACCACGAUGGUGAUAUUCCUGUCCUCGAUCACGAACCUGAUUUUCAUCCCUACGAUUAUGUCUAACAUGGUGUCGACCAUCCUGUGGACGACGAUGAGGUCUAUUAAUGGACGCUUCAGAGUUUUCAGCUUCAGUCGAAUACGGGGUUAGAUCUAGGGUGUUCAACCUAGCGGCUAGGGCUCUAUUCUCUUCACGAAUAAUAGCUACCUCAGUUUGGAUAGUCGCUAAUUGAUUUUGUAAUUAUUGUUGCCCAUUGGCAAGUUGUGCCAAUUGUCAAGUAAGGGCCUAAAUUUGAGAU